This is a messenger RNA of Trichosporon asahii var. asahii CBS 2479, 978 nucleotides long. RefSeq lists its product as uncharacterized. The transcript is spliced from 2 exons. NCBI's taxonomy places the organism in Eukaryota, Fungi, Basidiomycota, Tremellomycetes, Trichosporonales, Trichosporonaceae. The record is from RefSeq and is a predicted model, not a curated record. The coding region runs from base 1 to 978 and encodes 325 amino acids.
AUGCUCUUCCAGACCGCCGCUGUCACCGCCCUCCUCGCCGCCAGCCAGGCCGAGGCUACUUUCGGACUCUUCCAGAAGUGGGGAUCCGGAGGUGGUCUCUGGGACUGUCUCCGCCCCCAGAACCGCCCUCAGAACGACUGCAGCCGUGGUUUCUGGUGCUGGGGUAACAACCAGCAGCUCUGCUCUUCGCAGCGCACCUGUGGCUCUCCUCCCCGUCAGACCCAGUGCCCCCAGGGCUGGUGGUGGCACGGCUCUGCCAGCUGCUGUCUGCCUAAGCAGAACAACCAGCGCUGCACGUGCCCCCCGGGUUACAUCUUCGAGGGUCUCGGUCGCCAGGGCCGUUGCAUCCAGAAGCGCUCCGAGCACCCUUGCCGUGACGACGAGUUCUGGUGGGUCGAGGGCAAGCGCUGCUGCGCCAACAACUGGGGUGACAACCAGUGCAAGCGUUGCGAGGAGAAGAAGUGCCCCGAGAACUUCUACCUGAGCAAGGAGGGCAAGUGUCUUCCCCAGACUGGUGGAUGCGAGAUCCGCUGCCCGCCCGGCUACCAGUGGGACUGGAACACGCACUGCUGCAAGCCUACCGGCCCCCAGCCCUCUGGUAUCCCCAAGAAGCAGGACAACACCAAGAACCACUGGCGCUGGCGUCGCGACAUCUCGGCCCUGACUGGCCUCACUGAGCUCCAGCUCCGUGACGAGAGCAUCGAGACCGUCUUUGACCGCACCGACUUCGACCGCCACCACUGCCCCUCCGACCUCAAGGCUUGCAUGAUCCCUGGCGAGUUUGGCUCCGCUGGCGUUGAGUGUGUCGACACCCUCAACGACGCCGAGUUCUGUGGUGGCUGCGCCGGCAAGGGUCAGAACUGCAACGACAUUGCCAACGCCGUCGACGUCCGCUGCAAGGUCGGCGCCUGCGAGGUUGUCAAGUGCAAGCCCGGCUUCAAGCCCAACUCGGCCGCCACCGAGUGCGUUGCUGCCUAA